AACCAAGAGCUCAAACUAUUACACUGCCAAAAAAAGCAGCCAAAGCCAUGGAAUUAGAAACUCCCCAAAAUAAUACUAAUUCCCAAAGCAAGAACACCCUCAAAGCCAAAACAUGGGACGAGUCGAAGAAGAUGUGGGAGAUCGCCGCGCCGGCCAUCAUCGCCACGGUGGCCCAGUUCUCCAUCGGCGUCGUCACCGUGGCCUUCGUGGGCCACCUCGGCGAGCUCGAGCUGGCCGCCGUCUCCAUCGUCCAGAACGUCCUCGAGGGUUUCGUCUACGGCAUAAUGCUAGGAAUGGGAAGCGCCCUGGAGACGCUGUGCGGCCAGGCCGUGGGCGGCGGCCAAUACGAGAUGCUCGGAAUCUACCUUCAGAGAUCUUGCAUCAUCACCCUCGUCACGGCAAUAUUCCUAUCGCCGAUUUACGUAUAUACUUCACCGAUUUUGAAGCUGCUGAGGCAGAAGAAGGAGAUCGCGGAGAUGGCGGGGAAGUUCGCGCGGUGGGUGAUCCCGCAGCUGUUCGCGUACGCGGUGAAUUUCCCGGUGCAGAAGUAUCUGCAGGCGCAGAGCAAGAUAUGGGUGAUGACGGUGAUAUCGGUGUUGGGGCUGGGGUUCCACGCGGUGCUGAAUUGGGUGCUGAUCACGAGGCUCGGGAUGGGGCUGGCGGGGGCGGCGAUUGCGGAGAAUGUGACGUGGUGGGUGGUGGUGUUGGCGCAGGUGGGUUAUGUUUUGUGCGGUUGUUUUAAGGAGUCGUGGACCGGGUUUUCGGUGGCGGCGUUUAAGUCGCUGCUGGGGUUUGUUAAGCUGUCGCUGGCCUCGGCUGUUAUGUUGUGCUUGGAAUUGUGGUAUUACACCAUUGUCAUUCUGAUGGUUGGGUGGUUGAAGAAUCCUGAGAUUGCGGUCGAUGCUAUAUCUAUCUGCAUGAAUGUGGAGCUUUGGAUAUUGAUGAUCACUCUGGGUUUCAAUGCUGCAAUAAGUGUUCGUGUUUCAAAUGAACUGGGAGCUAAUAAUCCGAAAGCUGCGAAAUUUGCUGUGAUAGUAGCUGUGGUUACAUCAACAAUAUUUGGCAUUAUAUUCACAAUUGCAGUUAUUGCAACCCAAGACAUCUUCCCCAAAUUAUUUUCUAGCCAUAAGGAAGUCAUAAGUGAGACAUCCAAAUUGGCCUAUUUUUUGGCAGCAACCAUUUUCCUCAACAGCAUCCAGCCAAUUUUACAUGGGGUGGCAGUUGGGGCCGGGUGGCAGGUCUCGGUUGCUAUGAUAAACGUAGCUUGCUACUAUGUCUUCGGCCUUCCAUUUGGUGCAUUGCUUGGCUACAAACUCGGCCUUGGUGUCAAAGGGAUUUGGAUCGGGAUGAUAGCCGGUUGCUUGCUUCAGACCGUGGUAUUGUCACUAAAUGUGCUUCGGACUAAUUGGGCUAGAGAGGCUUUGCAAGCGGAUGAGAGAAUUAAGUCUCAAGCCACCUCAAAUUUGGCUCAGAAUGGGAAUGUGGGAAAUGGAAUGACCACACACAGUCAAGAACCUUAAUUAAUGAUUUGAACAUUUAUUUUUGGGUUAUUUAUAAUAUUUUAAUUAAUCAUAUAGUAGCAUAGGUUAGAAUCUAUAGUGAGGAAUUUUAUUCUCUAGUAUAGUGAUAUUUUGACAAGGUGUGUAAUUGGGGGAGAGAAUUGAGCCGAUUAAGUGGUGAAUUAAUUCGGACAUAUUAAUAAAGGCAAUACAGAAAAUGGAG
Salvia splendens (bonfire salvia) is the source of this 1722-nucleotide messenger RNA. Its product is annotated as protein DETOXIFICATION 33-like. Gene Ontology annotation, biological process: xenobiotic detoxification by transmembrane export across the plasma membrane. The record is from RefSeq and is a predicted model, not a curated record. Gene Ontology annotation, molecular function: xenobiotic transmembrane transporter activity; antiporter activity. The transcript is spliced from 7 exons. Bases 48 to 1520 code for a protein of 490 amino acids. Gene Ontology annotation, cellular component: membrane. NCBI's taxonomy places the organism in Eukaryota, Viridiplantae, Streptophyta, Magnoliopsida, Lamiales, Lamiaceae.